This is a messenger RNA of Polychytrium aggregatum, 2518 nucleotides long. RefSeq names its product BRCA2, oligonucleotide/oligosaccharide-binding, domain 1-domain-containing protein. The transcript has 10 exons. Gene Ontology annotation, biological process: double-strand break repair via homologous recombination; regulation of DNA-templated transcription. Lineage: Eukaryota; Fungi; Chytridiomycota; Chytridiomycetes; Polychytriales. Bases 92 to 2317 code for a protein of 741 amino acids. The record is from RefSeq and is a predicted model, not a curated record.
CUCCUCCGUAUUCUCCCACCCAGAUACGACCUUGUCGGCCAAGUUUCUGGAGGGCGCCAUUUGCGAAGAACCAUCUGGACCUGGAACAUUCAUGACUGCCUCUGGCAAGCACUUCCCGAAACUGUCCGGUGCGGCUCUAGAACGGGCACAACGAAUAUUCGCGGAUGCUGACGAUUCACACGCCGAGCAGCCAGUCAAGUUGCCAAGUAAAGGGCCACCCCAAACUCCCCUUCGCACAUCCCGGCCGGUAUUCAAGACCCCAACCAGAAUGGCACCAAAAUCAAAUGUUCAAGAUUCCGUCGAUCCAGCGGCUGAAUCAAUGGGAGCGUAUACUCAUGACAAGGCAGCCUCGCAGGCUCCGUCCCAGUCUCCAACCCGCCCUGCCACAACGCCGUCGAUGUCUUCAGCUGGAUUCUCGACCGCCAAAGGCAGAUUGCUGCCGCCGCCAUCGAGAGAAGCAUUGCGUCAAGCGGAAGCAUUGCUGAGCUCAGGCAGCCCAGCCGAAACAGAUCGCAAGCCUAUGCCCAGCACGCCGACGGCUCGUAAAGUCGCUCCUUCUGCCGCUGCCUCGGCAACACGACCACCGGUCCCCUCACUUGCGCCCGCUGGAUCACCGCUCCGCCUGGGUGGCUACCAUUCCGAUCCUCUGAAAGCUCUGCCCACGACGCCCAAAACACCUGUCUCACGAGCCAUCGGCAGCCAGAACAAACCCUUUAAAUCUCCGUUGACGGCCCGAUCCCGCAACCUGGCCAACCCGCCGACAUCCAGAUCAUACGAAAGCCCUCGGCGUAGUGAGCGGCAAGAAAUUCCCCAGAUAUUCGAUGUGUCAAAUUCAGCCCCCCGCCAGUCGUGGAAGGAGUGUUUCACAGAAGUCAAGCUCGAUAAUAUUGACGGUCGCCAGGCGCUACCCGAUGAUAUCCUGAGGAUGAACUCGGUGCUGUCCAAGACGCACAAGUUUGUUUCUUGCUCUGGAGAGUCGCUCGAUGCAGAGGCCAUCACGCAGGAGCUUAUUAAGCGUGGCUGUCAGGCCUCGCUUCUCACGACGGAUUGGGUCAUGAACCACUACCGCUCGAUUGUGUGGAAGCUUGCCUGCAUGGUCCGCCAGUCGCCUCGCCUGCAACAAUCAUACUGGAAUAUCGAGAUGGUCGUCUCGCAGCUGCUCUAUCGGUAUCAGCGCGAAGUCAACAUGGCCCAUCGAUCUGCCCUCAAGCUGGCUGUCGAGCGGGAUCAUCCCGCAUCAGCGCACAUGGUGCUCUGUGUUUCGCGAGCGUCGCCCGAGCUCACUCCCGGUCGACAUUUGGGUCUCGACGAGAUCGAGUUGACGGAUGGAUGGUACUUUAUCAUGGCCAAGCUGGACCAGUGCCUUGCCAAAGCGCUUCGAGAUAAAAAGAUCUUUACGGGGCUCAAGUUGCAUGUUCAGAACGCCAAGCUGAUUGGCGCUGGUACCGAUAUCCUGAACACGGAUGGCGCGGUGUCGUUGCAGCUAAACGCAAACAGCGUCCGUCGAGCCGCGUGGGAUGCAAAGCUCGGCCUGCAGCGCCAAAGAUUGUUUGUCAGCGGCCUGGCCUCGUUGAGUGCCGACGGUGGCUCUGCUGGAUGCGUUGAUGUCGUAGUUUGCAGGGUCUAUCCGAUUCUGUACCUCGACAAAUCGAUCGGUGGGCGAAACAUCAUCCGAAAUCAGAAAGAAGAGGAUAUCGAGCAGCGGCGUUGGGAGAUGCAACAAAGCAAGGCGGCCGAUGGCUCUUUCCGUCGAUUUGGCGGCGGGUACGAGAACGAGCCCCCGCUUCAUUCGGCUCAAGACGGCGCCACUGCGCCAGCUCAGACUAUGGACAUCCGAGAGAGACGCCGCCGGUUCGAUGCGCUUCUCGGCUUUUCCGAAGGUCCCGACCACGGCGAGCGAAAUGUCACAUCCUUUGUCAACAUCCGGAUUUGCGACUACCCGCCCGAAGGCACCAGCCCGGAUGAAGUUGCAGAGACAAUGCUGACCAUAUGGACUCCGUCGCUGGAUCAGCUUGCCGAAAUCACAGAGGGCACUCGACUCCAGAUAUACAACAUUCAGUGCAUCAGCCCAAACCGAGUGAUAUGCAAGAAUACAUCGGUGGUGCUGAAAGCCUCUCGUCAGAUCAGCUGCCGGAUACGACCAACCACACCCGAACGGCUGGCAAGAUCGACCUAUCUGCCUCGUUCGCUCUUCUGGUCGUCCGAACUCGCGGUCAAAUCUCACGGGGACGAGGUCGACAUGGUUCUGGUUGUCGAGCGUAAGUUGAAGCUGUCUUUUUGGAUGCCUUCUCGUUGGCUGUCGUUGUGUGAUCACUGAUGUCGAUUUACCCGAGCAGGCAUGUCCCAGCAGAUGCCAGUGGGCUUUGGAGACUUCUCGCCAAAGCUCGAAACCCUCAUAAUGUGCUAUGAUCGCGAGGGCACUCCCUGCGAGAUUCAAAUGUUUGGCUAUCAAUCCCUGUCAUCGUUGAAGGGGAUCGUGCACUUUAGGAAUCUGGAGUACAUCGCAUUUCAGCAGCAA